AUGCCUGCACUGGGACCCCCACGCCAGCACCGGCCCAGGCGGUGCCUCCGGAGAGACGGUGCGUCCCUGGGGCUGGUAAAAAGGAACCAGAUCAACUUGCAACUGGAUUUGGUCCCCUUCAACCAGCUGCAGCGGCGCAUGCGCUACGGCACCCACUGCGUCCUCGCUGCCCCAGCCCGGAGGGGCUGCCGCUGGGUGGGCUGGCUGCGUCCUGCCCCGAGAGGGCUCGGGGUGAGGAAGUUUGUCGGCCCUGCCGUCGGGGCAGCCAUAGGGCUCGGACUCACUAUGGCAGUGCCAGCAGCCCUGUAUGUUCUGGGCUUCACCAAAGCAGGAAUUGCAGCUGGAUCCGUGGCCGCCAGAAUGAUGUCUCUAGCUGCCGUGGCCAAUGGCGGGAGGGUGGCUGCCGGGAGCCUGGUGGCCAUAGCGCAGUCGCUCGGUGCAGCAGGAGUCCCCACAGCUGUGUGGGCUGCCCUGUCAGCCAUCGGGGCUGCCAUCGGGACUGUCCUGCUGUGA
Molecule: messenger RNA, 513 nt
Organism: Nipponia nippon (crested ibis)
Lineage: Eukaryota; Metazoa; Chordata; Aves; Pelecaniformes; Threskiornithidae
Source: RefSeq, a predicted model, not a curated record